This is a messenger RNA of Ctenopharyngodon idella (grass carp), 4662 nucleotides long. It is a transcript of the gene il12rb2l, whose product is annotated as interleukin 12 receptor, beta 2a, like. The coding region runs from base 310 to 2667 and encodes 785 amino acids. Gene Ontology annotation, molecular function: cytokine receptor activity; cytokine binding. Gene Ontology annotation, biological process: cytokine-mediated signaling pathway. The transcript has 15 exons. Gene Ontology annotation, cellular component: signaling receptor complex; external side of plasma membrane. NCBI's taxonomy places the organism in Eukaryota, Metazoa, Chordata, Actinopteri, Cypriniformes, Xenocyprididae. The record is from RefSeq and is a predicted model, not a curated record.
AUUUGAAGAAAGUUGGUUAAAGCGACUGCAACUAAAUCGACGGAAUACUUUAGCUAUAAAAACAUAGGGGAACAAUAUCACAGGGAUAAGAAAAUGCUCGUUCCAGGCAGGAUGUAGAGAACGAGAACGUUUAAUUGACGGCAGAGUAAACCGCUGAAGAACUUUAAUGUGCUCCUUGCUGGGCAGCGAUGGCACUUCGGAGCGAAACAAACACAUGUCUGAUCGUGGACUUUCCGUAAACGUGCAAUUACUCGGUUAACGGGACGUUGCGUCACACUGGAGUUUUUGCAUGCACGAAUGCCGUGAGCGAUGGCAUGGCGGAAUGUAAAGUUGCAUUUUCUUAUUCCACUUUACAUGUGGAUAUGCUCUCAAGCCUCUUUUGAAGUGGAUGUAAACUGCUGGUGGAAUCAAGCUCUUCAUGUGGACCCCAAUGUGUCCGUUGUGUGCCACACAAGUGCACAGGGAAGAGCAAACAGUUGUGAUCUUUGCCAGAUUUAUGUUAUCACGCCGGGGCAAAGACAUCUGUUACCCAGCACAUGUGCCAGUACCAAAGAAACCUUAAACUUCUCUAUCGCAACAAAACAUACAGGGCAUAUUCGAUGCGUGUGCAAUGGAAAUAUGGUGGAUACGUGCAAUGUUACAGUAAGAGAAGGCUAUCCACCAUCUCCCCCAUCUCGCCCUAUUUGUACUAUUGAAGAUUUGUAUGAUGCUCAAGACAUUCACUGCUCCUGGACUAAAUCCAAUGAGCCGAUGAUUCCAACCAUUUACACUCUUCACUGGCAAGAUUGUUUUGGGGACGUUUACUCAAGGGAGAGCGAUGAAGAGAAUGCGGUCAUAAAAAGGGAUGAGUAUAUAAAAAGCACUGACAUUACAGCAUGGGUCACUGCCGAAAACGUGCUGGGUUCUGCACUAUCUGAAGAGUCUGUCUUCAACACAGGUCAUAUCGUACGUCCAGGACCCCCCAACAAUAUUACCCACACCUUCAUGCCGCUGGUGAUCGACUGGAACAUGGACUGUGACACUGUGGAACCCUUAGACAAGAGUUGUCAAGUACAGUACCGUGCACACACCACCCAUCACCCGCUGGACUGGAUUCAGGAGGAUAAUUUCCAGUCCACGUUUCCGUUGGAGGAUUCCCAGCCAUUCACACUAUACAGUUUUCGUGUUCGCUGCCACUGUGGAUAUGAAGAGAAAGUCAUGAGUGAAUGGAGUUCAGUUUAUUCAGUCAGAACGCCCCCUGCAGCACCGGUUGGACAGCUGGAUGUUUGGAGUGAUUGUGCCUCUAAUUCUGACAACUCUUCUUGUAACAUCUAUUGGAAAGAAAUGCCCCUGUCUCAGGCUAGAGGAGAAAUUAGCAGCUAUAUUGUGACUCUGAAGCUUAAAAAUGGCACUGAGAUCAAGCGGGUUACCAGGCAGCGGAGAGACACAGGAAGUCAGCAUCGCCACAAGCAGUACUGCCUGCAGCUCAGACAGUUCACUGUCAAGAUGGGUGUUAUGGGAGUUAGGGUUUUUGUGUCAGCCAACACCUCAAUGGGCAUGUCCGACCCCACAUUCAUGCCGUUUCCUUUGAGGGGACAGACGGCACCUGAGGUGAAUCUGAGUGCAAUAGGUGAGAAUCAGACACUGCAGGUCUCAUGGCAUGUACACCCACAGUUCACUGAGAGCGUCCUGGAGUAUGUGGUACAGUACGUGUCUGUAGUACCUCACCAUCCAUGCCUGAACUGGGUCAGAGUGAACAGAACAAAGAGAUCAGUCACAAUCACAGGUGACUUCAGGAACUACACAGCAUAUAAUGUGUCACUGUUUGCUGUCUUCAACAACCACAGCACUUUCCUCAAGUCAGCAAUUGCAUACACACUUCAAGGAAUUCCUCCUGAAGUCCCACAAUUCCAUGUGAAGAGCAUCUCUCACUCUUCUGUCAUUCUGAUGUGGAGCCCCAUCCCUGUGCAUGAGAGCAAAGGUGUCAUCCUGCAUUACUUGGUGGGCAUCGAUGAGACAGAGUCUAAUGUAAGCAGUGACAAGACCAGCAUGCAGCUGUCAGACCUGCAGCCGUGCCGGCAGUACCAGGCCUGGGUGAGCGCUGUGAGCACUGCUGGUGAAGGCAAGAGGAGCGUCACCACUUUUUCCACCACUAAUGAAAACCGUUUUGUUACCUCAAUACUGUUGGCUGUAUUCAUACCAUUGAUGUUAGUUUUUGCUUUUAUCUUCCUAUUGUUACGUUACUGUUCUCAGAAGAUCCCAGAUCCAUUAAACAGUAAAUCAUUUAAACAUGUGAACUUUCAGCACACGUGGCCAUGGCUCUCUUCUCCAACAGAAUUGACUGUGAAGAUCUCUGAGCUGGAGAUUGUGGAGAACCUGCAUCCCGACACACCUUCCCCUCCCUCAGAGAUUGAGCUGGAGAAGAUUUUAAUUGAUGUGAAACCCAAACAUUUUCAGGUGCCAAAUGGACUGGGCAAAACAAAUGAAGGUACGGAGAAGUGGUUAGAAGACUCUGAGGAAUCAAACAGAGGAAACAUUUCAAAGCAGGACAGCUGGAAAAAAGAGUACAGUGAGAUGGUUGAUACUGAUGAAGAGGAGGAUGACGGCAGCAGUGGUGAAGAGUGGUGGGACCAGCAGUGUGUCUCGGACUAUGAAAGACAUUUUAUGCCACCUGUUGAGGUGAAUUAACUCUGCUGUUUCAUACCUCAUGAUGAUUUGUACUGUAGUGCCUUAAAUAGAACAAUCAGAAACAUGAUUGAUUUUACUGAAGAACUCUUUAAUCAUGUACUGAAAAUAGUAUUAAGGCGUUAUUCGUGAAAUUCCAAAUGCGUCUGUGGGAGAGAUCUCGCAGAGCUAUACACAGAUUUUCACAUUUACAGUCUUCCAAACUAAAGUUGAAGUACAAUUUUUGCGCCAUUGUUGAACCAUUGUUGGGCUGUUUGGAACAUUGCACAGCUCCACAGUCCCUUGUGCUUUACACUUUUCAGGGAAUUCAGACUAUAAAUGUUUUACGGUCUCUGCACAUUAAACCUUGUUCAAAAAAAGGUUUUUUAAACAUCGAAAACCUUGCGUACGUGACACAAAUGAGACUGUAUUACUGGUAGAUAUCUACAAUUGAUUGUAACAAAGUUUUUGUACAUAAUAAAUACGUUUUAUAUAUAUGAAUAUACUUCUGUAUGACUACUCAGAAAUGUUGUCUUAUGAAUUUCUCAUAUAUUUUGCAGUAAUUUGACAGAUGAUGUUAGGUUGGCAUGUAAAUAUAGGACUAGUCACAAUAUUAGUCUGUGAUGUAGUCUACCCAUAUUAUGGAAGCUAUUUUUAUACCCGAGAGUAAAAAAUAAAAAGACAAAUUACUUUAUCUCUCUUUAUGUCACAAAAAGUAUGUUGUUUUUUUUUGCUUUUUUUUUUUAAUGACACUGAGACAAAAACAGGCUUCCAUACCAUAUAGCUUUUUUGAGGUUGUCUCAGUCAAAAAUCAGGAAUAUCAGCCCAGAGCCAACAUGCUUGUAUGCAUAAAUAUUUUUAAGACACAUCAACUCAAUCUUGUAACCUCUAAUAAAAUGACUAUACAAUAGUGCCAGUACAGUAAACACUUGUUUGUCUAUAUUUGAUGAUCAGAUGAAGGAUAGGUGUUGAGGAUUAUGAUUAUAAACUAGAUCCAUUUAAAUAAAUAAAUUUUUUGUUUUUGUAAGAAGUCUCUUUUGUUCACCAAGGUUGCAUUCAGUGUAUCACUGCACAACACCCUUAGCAACCACUCUUAGCAACGUAAACUAUGUUUUCAAUAGAUAUUGUUCAUUGAAGCUUACUGUAUUAUGUAGAAGAAUAUUGUGAGAAAGAGAUCGAGUGAGCUAGUUUAUUACCUGCAUUCAGAUUUAGCAUUUUCCUUCAGGUCAGUCCUAUGUUCAUGAUAAAAAAUCUGUUUAAAUGUCCGAUGUGUUAUCUUGUCCUUUUAACAUUUAAGGGGUUUUCCCGUCACUGACAGCGCUAGUCAAAGCAUUUGUCAGUUGCGUCUUGUUACGUUUUCAAAACAACUCAGUCUUUUCAAUAUAAAAGUCUUCGCUACUGACUGACACACUCAUAAAGACAGUCUUUGCCGCCAUCUAAUGGCGUAAUAAUGUAACUUCUGUUGCUGUUCACGGGCAGGGACUAUUUUUUCCGGCGGAAGGAAGGCUUUUAGUGAAAGUUUACUUCAUGAAAGUUGCAUUGAUACAUAUUUUUGGCUUUAAUAUUUGUAUUGUGUGGUAACCAUUUUAUAAAAGCAAUAAGGUACUCGAGGCUAGUGCUGUAUCGUUAAUAAGUCACGGCUGAAGGGAUUGCAGGCACGAUAUUCACGAUACAGCACAGCCUCUCGUACCUUAUUGCUUACUUAAAAUAACUGUUUUCUAUUUUAAUAUAUAUUAAAAAUGUCAUUUAUUCCUGUGAUGACAAAGCUGAAUUUUCAGCAUCAUUACUCCAGUUUUCAGUGUCACAUGAUCCUUCAGGUUCUCAAGAAACAUUGUUUAUCAUUAUCAAUGUUGAAAACAGUUGUAUUGCAGUGAAAACUGUGAUGUUUUUUCCCCUCCAGGAUUCUUUAAUGAAUAGAAAGUUCAAAAGAACAGCAUUUCUGUAACAUUAUAAAUGUCUUUACUGUCACUUUUGAACAAUUUAAUGCACCCAUGCUGAAUAAAAAACAAUUUCUCUCUC